AUAUAUAUUCGUUGUUCCUUCAAACAUCAGGUAAAAGCUGUCUUUUCUCAAUUUUCUUUCAUUUCUUUUUUAUUUAAUUGUAUGCACGGACUUGCACGACAGAAAGGUUUUACGCGUCUGGUGGAUACAUUUGUUGAGUUAAUAAGUAUAUGGACCAAUUCCAUGCAUGGUACUAAUCAUGUUUGUGCAUGGAAAACUAUAUACUAGUGUAUGUCAGUAUGAGGUUAGUUGAAUUUUUCGCAGAGCUAUAUAUAUUUUGAAUUUGACCACGGAUAUGAUUGUCGUUUGCCUUUUAAAACUUAUCCUUGCAGACGAGAUACGAUUAGUAAUUUAAGAAACAAAUUCAAAUAUGAAUAUGCAUUCGCGGGUUGAGCAGGUAAUCCUGCGUGUAGUAAAACAAUUCUCUGACAAGCUUUGACAUUGAACCUCAACCCUUGCGGUUUGUUCUGGACACAUUUUAAACACGACAUUGUGUAUUACGACGUUACAAUUAUAUUGUACAUGCAAGGAAAUAAUCUAAUAACUUUCGGUGGAGGAAAAUUAUUUUUUAGCGUCGCUGCUUCAUAUAUUUUAUGCAGUGAGACAGGUACUUUUGUGUAUUGGUUUGAAUAUCCUCAAAUAUUCAGACGAAAGCGUUUCAAACAAUCGAAACAAACCUGAAAGCAGAGCAAGGAGUGAAAAUGGAAAACACAAUCAAGAGUGAUCAAAAUUUCGAAGCGGAAAGAGAUCAAAUCGAAGAAAGACACAGACUUGAGAUCCUUAAUCUUCUAAAAAGUUUCGAGUUCGAGAGGAAAGAUAUUGAGUCGAGAGUCCGUUGUGAAUUUGAAAAUAAAGAAAAUGACGGGGUGCAAAAUUCACAAACAAAUGAUUUUGAUAAAGAACUCUUUUAUUCAAACGAGGAAAAACAGGAAAUUGACGAGGAGAAGCAGCAAUUAUUACUAAAGAUAUCGGAACUGGAGGAAAGGAUACGCGAGCAAAGUAAAGAUAAUUCUCAUUCAGUAGUUUCGUCUGCAGAUAAUAACAUAUCAACAAGUCUUGGCAAAGAUAGCUUAGAAAAUGAGAAAAUCCACCAAAGUCAUCAGGCAUCUGACGAAACUCAAGAUACAGAGUUAAACACAAACGUUACCACUAAAUCUUUAUCCUUGCUGGAAAAGGAAAAUUUGAAACUUGAGGCAGAUUUGAGUGAGAGCCGAAGUCAAAUAUUGCAUUUGAAAGGCCAAGUUGAGAGUUUCAAUAAAAGAUUGCAGGAUAUUGAAAAGUUUUGUGAAGAUGAGAAAAUUCCAUCCAAUAAAAGAGACAUUCUUCAAAAAAUACUUCGUGGAGAUCCUGAAGAAACCACAUCACCUGACGUUUUCCAGUCCCCUGGAUACAGCUCGGAGGCUCAUGAGAAAUCUUUGGAUGACACUUCGUUCACUGCUGAAAUACCACACCGCACAAGCUCGGUGCUUAGUUUCCAACUUGAGGAAUUGAAUUUAGAAAAUGAAGAUUUAAAAACCAAUGUCCGUGAGUUGGAACAGAAACUACAAAGAACUGUCGAGGAAAAUGAGAUACGUCUCAAUGUUUUGAACGACAAACUGAACGGAAUCGUUGAAAAGAUUGUUUCUAGCGAAACAAAUGACCAAUCUGCAUUUAUGCAAACCAUUGUGGAAGAACUCAAUGAUAUUCGUUUGGAAAAAACUUCACAUGAUAUUUUAGAAGAAUAUGUGGGUAUAAUUCUGAGACAAAAGCUGACAGCCCCAUCGCCGGAUCUUCUUAACGAGAAUUUCUGUCAUGAAUUACAAUCACUUGAACAAAUGUUGGACAUUGAGAUUUUUGACGGUCGUACUUUUGACCAGGAAAUGAAAGACGAAGUUAAACAAGUAUUUAGAGAUAAAGAAAAAGAACUCCUGAUCUCCUACACGCUGGAGAAACUUCGAGAUGAGAUCCGCCAUCGUGAAACAACAGAAGGCAAUUUGGAGGAAUUACGAAAGGAAAGAGAGCGGGAUUUCUCUAUGCAUCAGGCGGUAAAUGAGGUAUUGAAGAUGCACUUAGGGAUCUAUGAUGAUGGAGGUAGAAAUGAGCAGGUUGAUAAUCAAACAGAAAAUAUGGUCUCCAAAGAACAGCCUAAAGCAAUGGUUGAUAAUAGUGAAGCGGUGAAUAAGAUUUUGAGAGAGCAUCUGGGGAUUGAGAAUGAAGGUGAUGAAAGAUUGGCUGUGACUGAUUCAUUCGAAGAAAAAGAAGAAAACAGUGCAGAGAAUGGGACUAACACUGUUCAUCUCGAAGUUCUAAAGGCCGAAAAAGAAAAUCUUGAAAGAAUUUUACAAGAACUGCAAGACCAUUUUGAAAAGGAGCGUCAGAACUGGCUUGAAAAGUUGGAAAGUCCAUUAAUGAAAGGUGAUUCGAAUAAUCUUGAAGACAAGGAUAAAGUUAUUCAACGUCUACAUUCUCAGAAAGUUCUCAUGGAACAAAUAUUAAAUACAGAAAGAUUCAACAUGGGUCGUUUGUAUUUCGUGGAGAUGAAGGAUGAGUUGGAGUCUUGUUUGAAACAGCACAAGUUCGAUCGUAGCACGAAACUUGAAAAAGAAAGGCUUGUUGAUGCCUGGAAACAUCAUGCGGAAAUUGGAGAACUUUAUCAAGAGAUUUUGAGCAAGGAAAAUGAAAGUAUUCAAAACUUGCACAUGGCCACCAAAGAGGAGAGCACUUCAGAAAAUGGCGCCUUGCCGGAUGAUUCAUCACGCAACGAACUAAACCGAGAACGUUGUAGAAUAGAACAGCAACUACCAGUUAAACUUGAGCUGUUGAACCUACAGAAAAGACGAUGUCGCGAUCAUAAGGCCGCAAGUGUAAUUCUAGAACAGGCUGUAGUUGCCUUGGAAACGGCCGCGCAAGAGCAAGAUAAGUUGCUUGUCAGUGCGGAUUACUUCCGGCGGAAGUCGAGCUGGUCAAGCAUUGAUGAAGAAAUAGACAGUCCCAGUAUCCUCCAGAAGAAUGUUUCAACACAAGAGCACGAUCAGAGCAAUAGAGAUGUACCCUCAUGCAAAAGAAGAAGUGAUGGAGUCGAAGAAAAUUCAAGCACGAAAGACGUUCUCGCUGAUGCUUUGGUCAAAGUGUUUCAAAAGGUUCUACAGAACCAACAAAAUAGCAGCGAUCAACAGACAGAUUCGUACACAAGUGACAGCGAGCAAAGCGAAGUGGAAACAUCGUCAACGCGUGAUGUCCAUAGUGAUGAUGAGGGUUCUCUUAAGAAAGAUGAAGAUGAUGCAUCUGUAAAUAACAGUCCGCGACCCGCGGGAACAAAAUCCUCAGAAGAUGCUGAAAGCCAACCGGAAUCCGAUGAAAACAAGCCGGACUCGCACGAACGCACUGGCUCAGCUCCUGAGAUAUUUAAACUUCCUCCACAGAUUGAAAAUAUUCUUAGUAUGGAGAGGUUUAACAUGAGUCGUUUACUUCGUGACGAGUAUAUUGACAAAAUCAGACGAGGGAAGCAAAAAUUGCGUCAGGUUAGGGCGAAAAGUAACCGUUGCAAUCCGGAAUUAGUUUCAGACUUUCAUGACGAAGUGAAAGCUUUGUUAGAAACUGUGGAGUUGGAAGAGGAUGGAGAGAAAUUGCUAGCCUCGAGAAAAAAAUUGACAACAACUCCAAGUUAUGAUAGUGGUAUCGUUGAUCCUGUUGAUCAGGAUAAGGAGGAGAUUGUCAAGAAGUAUAAGGAGUUAUUGGAAAAAGCAAGGAGAGAUUUGAAUCUUGCUCAUCGAGCUUUGAAAACGAGAAAUAUAGGAGGAGAGGAAAUCAAAGCUGAAAUAAACGCAAUGAAAAGAAGCGCUAAAGAAGCCAAAAAUGAUUUGGAUGAAAUGGAAGAGAAACAAAGUGCGUUGAAUCUAGAUCGUAGCGUUUUGUUAGAAAAGAUAAAAGAUGCCAAAGAUUCUGAAAGUAUCGAUCUCGGAGGAGGAAGCUCUGACAAAGAGGGCGAGUCAAAGGUAAGAAAAGGACUCCCAAAUACGAUGCAAAGUAAUGCAGAAGCAGCAGAUAUUUUAGCUGAAAUACAAGACAAACUGGAAAAAAACAUUGAACAAAAGGCUGUUUUGCAAGCAAGAUGUACAGAACUCGAAGACAAGGUGGCCUCGAUGGAUAAAGAAACUACCGAUAUAAUUAAAGAGAAAGAAAAUGCGAUUACAGAUUUGCAGAAAAAGUUGGUAAGUGGAACAGGAUGUGAAGAAAUACUGGCUGAAUUACAAGAUGAUCUUGCGAAAGAGAAAGAAGAAAAAACUGCUUUAAAAGCAAAAUGUACUGAACUCGAAGAUAAAAUGGCCUCGCGAGAUCAAGAAACUGUCGAUGAAAUUAAAGAGAAAGAAAAUGAAAUUAGAGAUUUGCAGAAAAAGUUGGUAAGUGGAACAGGAGGUGAAGAAAUACUGGCUGAAUUACAAGAUAAUCUUGCGAAAGAGAAAGAGGAAAAGACUACUUUGAAAGCAAAAUGUACAGAACUCGAAGAUAAAAGGGCCUCGCGAGAUCAAGAAACUGCCGAUGAAAUUAAAGAGAAAGAAAAUGAGAUUAGAGAUUUGCAGAAAAAGUUGAUAAGUGGAACAGGAGGUGAAGAAAUACUGGCUGAAUUACAAGAUAAUCUCGCGAAAGAGAAAGAAGAAAAGAGUGCUUUGAAAGCAAAAUGUACUGAACUCGAAGAUAAAAUGGCCUCUAGAGAUCAAGAAAAUGCCGAUGAACUUAAAUGGAAAGAAAAUGAGAUUAGAGAUUUGCAGAAAAAGUUGGUAAGUGGAACAGGAGGUGAAGAAAUACUGGCUGAAUUACAAGAUAAUCUUGCAAAAGAGAAAGAAGAAAAGAGUGCUUUGAAAGCAAAAUGUACUGAACUCGAAGAUAAAAUGGCCUCGCGAGAUCAAGAAACUGCCAAUGAAAUUAAAGAGAAAGAAAAUGAGAUUAGAGAUUUGCAGAAAAAGUUGAUAAGUGGAACAGGAGGUGAAGAAAUACUGGCUGAAUUACAAGAUAAUCUUGCAAAAGAGAAAAAAGAAAAGAGUGCUUUGAAAGCAAAAUGUACCGAACUCGAAGAUAAAAGGGCCUCGCGAGAUCAAGAAACUGCCAAUGAAAUUAAAGAGAAAGAAAAUGAAAUUAGAGAUUUGCAGAAAAAGUUGGUAAAUGGAACAGGAGGUGAGGAAAUACUGGCUGAAUUACAAGAUAAUCUUUCAAAAGAGAAAGAACAAAAGAGUUCUUUGAAAGCAAAAUGUACUGAACUCGAAGAUAAAAUUGCCUCUAGAGAUCACGAAAAUGCUGAUGAACUUAAAGAAAGAAAAAAUGAGAUUAGAGAUUUGCAGAAAAAGUUGGUAAGUGGAACAGGAGGUGAAGAAAUACUGGCUGAAUUACAAGAUAAUCUUGCAAAAGAGAAAAAAGAAAAGAGUGCUUUGAAAGCAAAAUGUACAGAACUCGAAGAUAAAAGGGCCUCGCGAGAUCAAGAAACUGCCAAUGAAAUUAAAGAGAAAGAAAAUGAGAUUAGAGAUUUGCAGAAAGAGUUGGUAAGUGGAACAGGAGGUGAAGAAAUACUGGCUGAAUUACAAGAUAAUCUUUCAAAAGAGAAAGAAGAAAAGAGUGCUUUGAAAGCAAAAUGUACAGAACUCGAAGAUAAAAUGGCCUCUAGAGAUCAAGAAACUGCCAAUGAAAUUAAAGAGAAAGAAAAUGAAAUUAGAGAUUUGCAGAAAAAGUUGGUAAGUGGAACAGGAGGUGAAGAAAUACUGGCUGAAUUACAGGAUAAUCUUGGGAAAGAGAAAGAAGAAAAGACUGCUUUGAAAGCAAAAUGUACAGAACUGGAAGAUAAAAUGGCCUCUAGAGAUCAAGAAAAUGCCGAUGAACUUAAAUGGAAAGAAAAUGAGAUUAGAGAUUUGCAGAAAAAGUUGGUAAGUGGUACAGGAGGUGAAGAAAUACUGGCUGAAUUACAAGAUAAUCUUGCAAAAGAGAACGAAGAAAAGAGUGCUUUGAAAGCAAAAUGUACAGAACUCGAAGAUAAAAUGGCAUCUAGAGAUCAAGAAAAUGCGGAUGAACUUAAAGAGAAAGAAAAUGAGAUUAGAGAUUUGCAGAAAAAGUUGGUAAGUGGAACAGGAGGUGAAGAAAUACUGGCUGAAUUACAAGAUAAUCUUGCAAAAGAGAAAGAAGAAAAGAGUUCUUUGAAAGCAAAAUGUACUGAAGUCGAAGAUAAAAUGGCCUCGCGAGAUCAAGAAACUGUCGAUGAAAUUAAAGAGAAAGAAAAUGAAAUUAGAGAUUUGCAGAAAAAGUUGGUAAGUGGAACAGGAGGUGAAGAAAUACUGGCUGAAUUACAAGAUAAUCUUGCGAAAGAGAAAGAGGAAAAGACUACUUUGAAAGCAAAAUGUACAGAACUCGAAGAUAAAAGGGCCUCGCGAGAUCAAGAAACUGCCGAUGAAAUUAAAGAGAAAGAAAAUGAGAUUAGAGAUUUGCAGAAAAAGUUGGUAAGUGGAACAGGAGGUGAAGAAAUACUGGCUGAAUUACAGGAUAAUCUUGGGAAAGAGAAAGAAGAAAAGACUGCUUUGAAAGCAAAAUGUACAGAACUGGAAGAUAAAAUGGCCUCUAGAGAUCAAGAAAAUGCCGAUGAACUUAAAUGGAAAGAAAAUGAGAUUAGAGAUUUGCAGAAAAAGUUGGUAAGUGGUACAGGAGGUGAAGAAAUACUGGCUGAAUUACAAGAUAAUCUUGCAAAAGAGAACGAAGAAAAGAGUGCUUUGAAAGCAAAAUGUACAGAACUCGAAGAUAAAAUGGCAUCUAGAGAUCAAGAAAAUGCGGAUGAACUUAAAGAGAAAGAAAAUGAGAUUAGAGAUUUGCAGAAAAAGUUGGUAAGUGGAACAGGAGGUGAAGAAAUACUGGCUGAAUUACAAGAUAAUCUUGCAAAAGAGAAGGAAGAAAAGAGUUCUUUGAAAGCAAAAUGUACUGAAGUCGAAGAUAAAAUGGCCUCUAGAGAUCAAGAAACUGCCAAUGAAAUUAAAGAGAAAGAAAAUGAAAUUAGAGAUUUGCAGAAAAAGUUGGUAAAUGGAACAGGAGGUGAGGAAAUACUGGCUGAAUUACAAGAUAAUCUUUCAAAAGAGAAAGAACAAAAGAGUUCUUUGAAAGCAAAAUGUACUGAACUCGAAGAUAAAAUUGCCUCGCAAGAUCAAGAAACUGCCAAUGAAAUUAAAGAGAAAGAAAAUGAAAUUAGAGAUUUGCAGAAAAAGUUGGUAAGUGGAACAGGAGGUGAAGAAAUACUGGCUGAAUUACAAGAUAAUCUUGCAAAAGAGAAAGAAGAAAAGAGUGCUUUGAAAGCAAAAUGUACAGAACUCGAAGAUAAAAUGGCCUCUAGAGAUCACGAAAAUGCUCAUGAACUUAAAGAAAGAGAAAAUGAGAUUAGAGAUUUGCAGAAAAAGUUGGUAAGUGGAACAGGAGGUGAAGAAAUACUGGCUGAAUUACAAGAUAAUCUUGCAAAAGAGAAAAAAGAAAAGAGUGCUUUGAAAGCAAAAUGUACAGAACUCGAAGAUAAAAGGGCCUCGCGAGAUCAAGAAACUGCCAAUGAAAUUAAAGAGAAAGAAAAUGAAAUUAGAGAUUUGCAGAAAAAGUUGGUAAGUGGAACAGGAGGUGAAGAAAUACUGGCUCAAUUACAAGAUAAUCUUGCAAAAGAGAAAGAAGAAAAGAGUGCUUUGAAAGCAAAAUGUACAGAACUCGAAGAUAAAAUGGCCUCUAGAGAUCAAGAAACUGCCAAUGAAAUUAAAGAGAAAGAAAAUGAAAUUAGAGAUUUGAAGAAAAAGUUGGUAAGUGGAACAGGAGGUGAAGAAAUACUUGCUGAAUUACAGGAUAAUCUUGGGAAAGUGAAAAAAGAAAAGACUGCUUUGAAAGCAAAAUGUACAGAACUGGAAGAUAAAAUGGCCUCUAGAGAUCAAGAAAAUGCCGAUGAACUUAAAUGGAAAGAAAAUGAGAUUAGAGAUUUGCAGAAAAAGUUGGUAAGUGGAACAGGAGGUGAAGAAAUACUGGCUGAAUUACAAGAUAAUCUUGCAAAAGAGAAAGAAGAAAAGAGUUCUUUGAAAGCAAAAUGUACUGAACUCGAAGAUAAAAUUGCCUCUAGGGAUCACGAAAAUGCUGAUGAACUUAAAAAAAGAGAAAAUGAGAUUAGAGAUUUGAAGAAAAAGUUGGUAAGUGGAACAGGAGGUGAAGAAAUACUGGCUGAAUUACAGGAUAAUCUUGCAAAAGAGAAAGAAGAAAAGAGGGCUUUGAAAGCAAAAUGUACAGAACUGGAAGAUAAAAUGGCCUCUAGAGAUCACGAAAAUGCUGAUGAACUUAAAGAAAGAGAAAAUGAGUUUGGAGAUUUGCAGAAAAAGUUGGUAAAUGGAACAGGAGGUGAAGAAAUACUGGCUGAAUUACAAGAUAAUCUUGCAAAAGAGAAAGAAGAAAAGAGUGCUUUGAAAGCAAAAUGUACAGAACUCGAAGAUAAAAUGGCCUGUAGAGAUCAAGAAACUGCCGAUGAAAUUAAAGAGAAAGAAAAUGAGAUUAGAGAUUUGCAGAAAAAGUUGAUAAGUGGAACAGGAGGUGAAGAAAUACUGGCUGAAUUACAAGAUAAUCUUGCAAAAGAGAAAGAAGAAAAGAGUGCUUUGAAAGCAAAAUGUACAGAACUCGAAGAUAAAAUGGCCUCUAGAGAUCACGAAAAUGCUGAUGAACUUAAAGAAAGAGAAAAUGAGAUUAGAGAUUUGCAGAAAAAGUUGGUAAGUGGAACAGGAGGUGAAGAAAUACUGGCUGAAUUACAAGAUAAUCUUGCGAAAGAGAAAAGGGAAAAUACUGCUUUGAAAGCAAAAUGUACAGAACUCGAAGAUAAAAGGGCCUCGCGAGAUCAAGAAAUUGCCAAUGAAAUUAAAGAGAAAAAAAAUGAGAUUAGAGAUUUGCAGAAAAAGUUGGUAAGUGGAACAGGAGGUGAAGAAAUACUGGCUGAAUUACAAAAUAAUUUUGCAAAAGAGAAAGAAGAAAAGACUGCUUUGAAAGCAAAAUGUACAGAACUCGAAGAUAAAAGGGCCUCGCGAGAUCAAGAAACUGGCAAUGAAAUUAAGGAGAAAGAAAAUGAGAUUAGAGAUUUGCAGAAAAAGUUGGUAAGUGGAACAGGAGGUGAAGAAAUACUGGCUGAAUUACAAGAUAAUCUUGCAAAAGAGAAAGAAGAAAAGAGUGCUUUGAAAGCAAAAUGUACUGAAGUCGAAGAUAAAAUGGCCUCGCGAGAUCAAGAAACUGCCAAUGAAUUUAAGGAGAAAGAAAAUGAAAUUAGAGAUUUGCAGAAAAAGUUGGUAAGUGGAACAGGAGGUGAAGAAAUACUGGCUGAAUUACAAGAUAAUCUUGCAAAAGAGAAAGAAGAAAAGAGUGCUUUGAAAGCAAAAUGUACUGAACUCGAAGAUAAAAUGGCCUCUAGAGAUCAAGAAAAUGCCGAUGAACUUAAAUGGAAAGAAAAUGAAAUUAGAGAUUUGCAGAAAAAGUUGGUCAGUGGAACAGGAGGUGAAGAAAUACUGGCUGAAUUACAGGAUAAUCUUGCAAAAGAGAAAGAAGAAAAGAGUGCUUUGAAAGGAAAAUGUACAGAACUCGAAGAUAAAAUGGCCUCGCGAGAUCAAGAAACUGCCAAUGAAAUUAAAGAGAAAGAAAAUGAGAUUAGAGAUUUGCAGAAAAAGUUGGUAAGUGGAACUGGAGGUGAAGAAAUACUGGCUGAAUUACAAGAUAAUCUUGCAAAAGAGAAAGAAGAAAAGAGUGCUUUGAAAGCAAAAUGUACAGAACUCAAAGAUAAAAUGGCCUCGCGAGAUCAAGAAACUGGCGAUGAAAUUAAAAAGAAAGAAAAUGAGAUUAGAGAUUUGCAGAAAAAGUUGGUAAGUGGAACAGGAGGUGAAGAAAUACUGGCUGAAUUACAAGAUAAUCUUGCAAAAGAGAAAGAGGAAAAGACUGCCUUAGAGAGAAAAUGUAAAGAACUCGAAAACACUGUUAUCUCAGGAGACGAAAAAAUUGCGUAUGAAAUUGGAAGGAAAGAAAAUGAGCCAGAUGAUGUUGUGAUGAGCGAAGAACAGCGGUUACAAAUAAUACCAGAAUUGCGGGAAGAGAAGGAGUUCUGGCAGGAAAAAUAUUUAGCAUUGGGAAUGAAAGUAGGCGAACCGUUCGUGCGGAUAAUCCCGGAGGUAUGGAGCGAGGAAGCACAAUUAAAACACGAACGUGAGGAAGUUUUAUCGUCGCUCUCAAAAUUAAGACAAGAACUUCUCCAGAAAGAGACUCCGGUGAUGAAAUCAGUUUCUAAAAAAGAAAGAAUUGAAUCCGGUUUAAUAAAAGUUGAAGAUCAACUUGAAACGUGUAAAAUGAAUUUAGGGUCUUUGCGUGAUAUACAAACGGAAGAGGAAAUCCUUGAUCAGAAUAGCGAGAAAUUGAAUGAUUGUUUACAUGAGUUAGAAGACCUGAGACUCGAUCACUCAGGGGAAAGUUUCAGAAAUGGGGAGAAAGGUGACAAAGCUAAGAUUAUUCGCGAUUGCAGUGAUAAAGAGUCACUAGAUAGAAAAAUGGAACAUUUGUACAAUGAAAUAAAAGAACUUAAAUCCGAACACGAAAAUUUAAAGCACAUGAAAAGUAAAGAAAAUGAUUUGUUACUCGACGAAAAAAUCAAUGCACAAAAUGAGAUUGAAGAAAUUGAGGAGGUGGUUAAAAAAUUACAAAACGGGUUUUCAACUCCUUAUGAGUCAAAACACAUCCUCGAUCUUGAUGGAGCCAUCAGUGGUGAGGAUCAAGCUGAUGAUUUGAAUACUGAGCUUGAAAAAAUACAACGUGAAAUUAAUGUACUUCAAUCGUCGCUUGAAAAUGCUAGCUCGAGCGGAGGUCAGGAAGUUGACAAUUUACUUGCUCUUGUCAAAGAAAAGUCAAAACUUGAGGACGAACUUACAGAUACGGAGAAAUCAUUGAAUCAACUUGGGAAACGGGAAUACGAGGCUUUAGUGAAGGAAAGAGAGACCCAUGAGAAAGUUGCAAAUAAAUUAUUAGAACUUUCACGUGAGAAGGAAUUAGCCGAGGGCGAACUGCGGGAGUUGGAAACACUGACUAAAGAAAAAGAGGAUGAACUUUUGAAAAGUUUUAAUACGGAAUUAAGGAAGAAUGAAACGCCGGAGAACGCAAGUAAGAAGAGGAGAGGUUUUAGAAGGAAGAAGAGUAGCUUUGAAAUAAAGUCAUCGGAUUCUGAAAGAGCUUCUUCAUCAGAGGAAGGAUUUUCUGAGAUUGAAUUGGCAGAACCGUACUUGAGCUCCGAAGCUACACUCGCUGUAAGCGAAGAACUUGGUGCUUUGAUUCAAAGGAAAAGUUCUCUUGCUGUUCGUUUGGAGGGAUUGAGUAAAGAAAUCACAGCACAAUCUUUGAAAGUUGAGAAAUCACUUCUUGGAGUGAAGGACGAUGAUUCAAGUGGGCAGCUACCAAUUGGUGCUUCGAUGGAGGAUCUCACUCAAAGUCAGAUGUCAAUUUUUGAUGAUUAUAACAUGAUCGAUGAGUUAAGUGUGGCAACAAGUAUUGUCAGAGAUGAAAGACUUAAGAGGAAAUCUUCACGGAAAGCACCCAUGUCAAAGCUUUUGAAAGAAAAAUCAACAAUGGAAAAGAAGCUCAAGGAAUUGGAAGGUAAAGUGUUGGCUAAAAAUACGAAAGUUAAGAAUGCUUUGAAAGAAGGGAAAGUUUCCGGACAUCUAAAGGAAAAAUUUGUUCAGGUUGUUGAAGAGAGAAAAACACUCGAGAGUGAUCUUGCGAAUUUGUGCUCGAAAAUUGAUGAGCUUUCGUCGGACGAAAGUUUGCCCAAGAGUAAGAAAGAGAAAACAGCUGAGAAGAAAGGCGCAAAAUCAUUGUCCAAGAAUGAUAAAAGACGGUUGUUAUCCCAACGUGAGAGCCUGUGUAAGCAGUUAGACGCUAUAAAAAAGAAAAUCGAAAAUUUCAGCGUAGAUGGAGAAGAUGCGGACUUGGCUGAUUUUCCAGAAAUGAGUGAGGCGGAAAGUGUGGGAAGUACUGUGGAAAGAUUGCGAGAAUUAAUUACUCGCGAAGCUGUACUUCAACAAGGCCUGAAUCGACCACCCACGAAGAAUGAUUCCGAGACUGCAACAACAUUGGAUGAUCCUAGCGACCCAGGGAAACAUGUUGAUAAAGAGGUACACACAGAGAUUCCUCCCUCUGGUGUUUCCGAUGAACAUGACGAAGAAGCUUUGAAUGUAGGGGACAGAGAUGAACAAUUCGAUGAGAAGGGAACGCUUAAGGAAAUGUUUAAAGAACUUGGAGAUCAAGUUCAAAAUUUGUCAAAUUCAGAAAUAACCCCUACAUCAGCAGGACCAGGACCUUAUUCAAAGGAUAUGAAGAUGGAACAAGAUGUUAUGAAAGCGGAAAGCUCUGCACCAUAUUCUGACGUUAUGCGUUUACUCAAUCAGGAGAUGAUAAAGAAGAAGACGAAACUGCGUGGCAUUGAACAAGAAAUUGAAAAAGAGAAGAAUAAUGAUGAUGGAAAUAAAGACGUAAAUCUUGUUUAUCAAAGAAAACGGGAAGAUCUUCAAAACGAAACAGAGGAAGCUUUGAGCUUACUUAAACAGAGGAAAGAAGUAAUAAAUGAAUCAAAGGAUGCAAUACGAAAAGCAAGCAACGCGUAUAAUGAAAAUCUAGAACAGGUUCUUGAAGAGGAGUGUAUUGCUCUAGAAAAAGAAAAGAAAAAGUUGGAGAAAGAUUUGCGAGAUGUGAAGGAUGACCUAGACAGACAAACUGAAAAUGGGAAAGGUUUGGAAAAUAUUUCAGAUGAGUACCAGGUAUAUAAAGAACUAAAAAACGAAGAACAAGAUCUCAGUGAAACGUUGGACGCACUAAAUGAAAAAAUUGAAAAAAGAAAAGGCUGGAUAACCACGAAUAGCUCAGAAGACGCAGAUAAUGAAAAUCUGGGAGAAACAUAUAAAGACGUGAUAAAGCGGAUGUCGGAGGAAAAUCUUACUAUGACUCAGCUUAUUUACGAACUGGAAGAAACCAAAGAAACGUUGUCAAAAGAACGAGAGAUAACCAGGGAACUACUUGAUCUCAUUAAAUCUAGAGUUGGAAACGAAUUGCUUGAAGCUUUGAUGGGAGAAGGUUUGCAAAGUCCUUCCGUUGAAAUCUGUGAAAAAGGCAUGUUUAAGAGAGACGAAUUUCAAGAAUUGGUCGAAAAAGUUGAAAAUGACACGGUCACAGUUGCAAAAAUAAUUGAAGAUUAUAAGAAAGUUAACCAGUUCUUGUUCAAUGAAAACCAGAAAGUCUUCCAAAAGAUUGAGUUGUUGAGAAUUAAGGUUGGCGAGGACCUUUUUAAUUCAAUUGUUGACCAAAAGGUCGAUGAUAUUGAUAUUUACAGGAAAAAUGAAAUAUCUAAAAUUUUAGAAAAUAACAACACGUUGUUCGACCAAAUUGUCUGCAACGUUAGAGAUCAAGAGGACACUGCACAGGAGAUGGUUCAGAUGAAAGAUCAAAAUGAACGUUUGAAAAUGGAAUUGGAAGGUGUUAGAAAAAUGAAUCAAGAGGAAAACGGGAUCAAAAAUGUUUUGAAUAAAAUGAAAGAAAAAGUAAAUGAUAUUUCAGUACACAUGGACGAAGCAAGAGGAAGAAGAAAAAAACUUGUCCGGAAAUUUGAAGAGUUUACGAUAGGUCAAAAUAUGUCCAACAAUGUUGUCAGAAAAGAUGGAAAAGGUCAUAAAGAAACUACAAUCGAAAAUCUUACAGAUAGACUAAAUGAACCCACAAGUUCUAUGGAGGAUGUAUCGAUAUGGAAUAAACAGGAAUCGAUUGAACUCGAGGGAGACGCUUCAAAGGAACUCGUCAAGAAAGAGCUAAAUGAAAAUCAAACUCAGUCAAACUUGUCGAAAGAAGAGGAUGAAUUAAUGACUUCAGAAAUGGAAGUAAUUCUUGAAGAUGUUAAGUCGUGUUUGCAAGAAGCGGACGAUUUGGGAGCUAAACUUGACAGUGAGAUGGAAAUAUUGCAUUUGAAUCUAAUUAACGGUAGUGAUUUGAAAAAUGAAUGUGAGACUGAAGACUCGGAAGGUAUGGAAAGAGAGGACGAUAUGAGACAAAAUGAGUACAACAAGGAAUAUUCUCAGGAUAUUAGGGGAUAUGGUGAGGGUGUGCGUGAACAGGACGAUGAAGAAAUUAAUAAAAAGAUAUCCAGUGUAGAAAAUCUCCAGAGAGCAUUCCAGGUUAAGUUAGACGAAGUUCAAGAAUUACAAGAAAAGUUUAAAAUGAAAAAAAUUCAGGAUGAAAAUGCAAAGCUUGAAGCGAAAUCGCAAAGUUUGGAAAAAGAGAAAGAAGCCCUCGACGGGAGGAUAAGCAGGAUGGAAGAAACUAAUGAUCAACUGCAAAAGAAAGUGGAUGACUUGGAACAUAAAAAUGAGAAAAUUACAUUGGAGUUGAGUAAUGAGAAUGAUCAGAAAAAAGAAAUUGAAAAGGAGGUGAGAAGUUUAAAAGACGAAAAGAAACCCCUGGAGCAGUUGAUGGAAGUACAGAAAACAGAAAAUAUGGAAUUACAAGAGGAAAUAUGUUGCUUGCAAAAUGCUAAAGAUGACCUUCUUAAAAAACUGAAUGAAGCUGAGGAGGAAAAACAAGAAGUUCUAAACGACUUUGGUAAAAAUAGGGAGAAAAAUGAAUCGCUUGAAGAGAGGAUAGGUUCAUUAUCAAACGAAAAUGAUGAAUUGAAUAGUAUGAUUUGCGCUUUGAAGAAAGAAAAAGAGGAAGGCAUUGAAAAGUUAAAUGAAAUAAACGAAGCAUUAAAAGAAAGUGAAAAUCGAAUUAGUGCUUUAGAAGACCUAGAAAAAGAAAAUGAAACCAUCAAAGAAACUAUUGCUUUGCUAGAAAGUGAAAACAACGAAAUGAUUCCCAUGAUCGAGGAACUUCGAAAACUGAAAAAGGAAUUGGAAGAUGAAGUUGAGUAUUUACGAAAAGAUUUAGAAUCAUUAAAGAAGGAAUUAAUUCAGGCUAAAGCUGAUCGAGAAAACGUCGAAGAAGAAGUGGCACGUUUGAGGGAAAAUAAGAAGAAAGUGGAGGAUUAUGUUCAAGUUGAGUUAGCUUUGGAUACUGAAAAUGGGAUAAAUUCGGCAUUGGAGAAGUAUAAGGAAAGUUAUGACGAUACUUUAAAGCAGAACAACUUUUUGAACGAAAAAUCUAAAGCGUUCGACAAUUUGCGGAACAUUGUCGGUAGCACUCUCUCGGAUAAGCUUUUGGAGAUGUCUAACGAAGAAAUUGUUUUUAAUGACACACAGGACAAUCCAAAAUGCUUGGAACAGUUUAUUAAAGAAAAUAAUAAAACUUUGGCAAGUAUUUUGAAAGAAUAUGAGGCGGAACUUGGUGUUUCGACGGAUGAUAAUUUGAUAAAUGGGAAUUAUUCUGGUAUUUUAAAGCCAUCAAAAACAGCUCUUUUGAAAGGUGAAAAUAUUUCUCCGACAGAACAAGAAAGUGAUGAUUUGGUGGAAAUUGAAGACCUUUUGAAAAAAAUUACAGAUCACGAGGCUGAGAUCAAAGAAGCGGAGGAAUUGCUUCACCUACAGAAGAUGAAACACGAGGCUGAAAAACAGAACAUGAUUGAACAAUUUAAUACAGAAAAAACAAACAUGCAACGAUUAAUCAACAAUGAGAGAACCUCGAUGGAAAAGGCGUUGCAAAAUCUCAUCAAUGAAAUCGUUCGUUUGAAGGAAGAACGAAAUGAAAUCAGAAAAAAUACCCGCAUUGAAAAGGAGAAGCUUUUGUCAGCCUUCGAAGAUGAACGAGUUGCGUUGUUAUCGAAAAAUGAAGUAACGAAGGAUGAGGUGGAAGAAAAAUGUGAAAAGAAAUUUCAGGAGGAAUUUGAGAAAGCGAAGAAAGACAUGGAAAAACGAGAAGCAAAAUUGGAAGAGGAAUUAUUGAAAUUAAAAAAGGAAAGAAAUGAUUUGGCAUCAAAAGUUGCAGAUAUGGCAGAAAAAAUUGAGAGUGAAAUGGCAGAAAAGGAAACGCUGGUAGUUUUAAAAGAAGCAGAAACAAAAGAACAAGUUAAGAAUGAGUUUGAAGAAAAAAUGAAAGUGGAGAGAAAGCGAUUCCAUGAAACAUUGAAUUCGUUGAGACAGGAAAUUGAAAGACUACAAAUGGAAAGAAAUGAAGUUAUAAAUGAAAUUUCUAAGAAACAAGGAGACCCUUUGAAACAGACCACCGAUUCUUCAAAAAGCGAAGCUACUAUUUACAAACGUCUGGAAUCAGAAUUCAAGAGCAAAAUAAACUCUGAGAAAACGUACAUGGAAAGUCGCAUUAAAGAAUUAAGAAAAGAGAACGAGGUUUUGAAUCAACAGAAACAGGAGUUGAAGAGCACUAUGAGAAUAGACAGGUUGCAAAUAAGUCAGAAAUAUGAACGAGAGAAACAACAACUGCAUGAAAAAUAUCGGAAUGAUUUGGAAACGAUGAGGAGAAAUCUUGAGAAGACAAAAGCCAGCCAUGAAUCCAGUGCUUUGCCUAAUCAGAACUUUUACGAGCUACGGAGAAAAAUUCGCGAUAGAGAUACAAAGAUCAAACGUUAUGAGACGUUCUUUAAAGAGCUUAAUAAAGAGGCUUCGGUGUUGCAAAAUUCUGACUUGGCUGUUAAUCAACUGGAAUUCCGUCAUAUUUAUUCCUGUGCCCAAAGUUUUAUCCGUCCAAGCGACGCCGUGUACUCAAAGAUCCAGCGUUUGGUUGGGGCCAAACGUCCCUUGGCAGUUCCUCCAGAAGAACUUGUUGCUGGCUUCGAUUUCGACGAAAUGACGGAUCCGUCGCAAUUACAACAAUUACAAUUAAACCAGGGAAUGCAAAGCCAGAUGAUGGCUGCAAGUCCUACACAAAUGCAGCAAGGGCAAAUGUCCAUGCAGCAUUUGUCCCCUGGUCAAAUGAGUGGUGGUAGUAGCCCAGGUUUUGCUGGCCAGUUGUCACCAGGUGCUCAGAUGAGUGGCCAAAUGAUGGUAGGUGGUGGUACGCAAAUGGGUGGCCAGAUGAUGGCAGGAGGUCAGAUGAUGGCGGGUGGCCAGAUGAUGGCAGGUGGUCAGAUGAUGCCUAGUGGUCAGAUGAUAGCAGGGGGUCAAAUGGUGGGUCAGAGUCCGACAGGGCAAUUUGCUGGUGGGGCACAAAUGAUGAGCCCGCAGAUGGUGGGUAGUAGUCCUACUAGUCCAAUGGCAGGUGGAAUGCUAGCGGUUAGCCCUACACCGCAAAUGGGUGGUCAGAUAUCGGUUAGUCCUACUGGUAUGGUACCUGGUCAAGGUGGUAUGGUACAAGAUGUUUCCCAGGUUAGUAUGGUGAGUCAGGGUGGUGCUGGUGUGAGCCAGGGUGGCAUGAUUAUAGCGAGUCAGGAUGGCACUGGCGUGAGCCAGGGUGGUAUGGCUAUAGCAAGUCAGGGUAAUGUAGUUAACCAAAAUAGUGUGAAUAUGGUCAGUCAGAGUGGUAUGAGUAUGGUAGGUCAGGGUGAUAGUGUUUCUCAGAGUAGUAUUGGUAUGGUUAGUCAAAUUGAUGUGGGUAUGGCAAACCAGUAUACUGGCCAAAAUCAAGUUGGUAUGGUUCAACAAGCUAUGGUAGAUCAGAAUAGCAUGGUUAGUCAGACAAUGGUUGGGGAAGCCAGUAUGGUUAGCCAGAGCCCAGUUGAUAUGGUAGCUCAAAGUCAAUUAGGAAUGGUGAGUCAGAAUCAGGUUGGAAUGGUAGUUCAGCAAGGCAUAGUAGAUCAAAAUAGUAUGAUUAGUCAGACAAUGGUUGGUGAAGCCAGUAUGGUUAGCCAGUCACAAGGUAUGGUAAACCAAGGUAUGGUAGACCAGGCAGUGGUUAGUCAGAGUAUGGUUAGUCAAAGUCAAGUUGAUAUGACAUCUCAAAAUCAAGUUGGAAUGGUGGUUCAACAAGGUAUGGUAGAUCAAGAUAGUAUGGUUAGUCAGACAAUAGUAAGUGAUUCGAGCAUUGUUAGCUCAGGUGUAGUGGGGGGAAGUGAGGUUGCCAUGGUCGGUGAGGUUGGGAUGGUGAGCAUGACAGGUAUGGAGAUGCAGGUGCAAGGUGGUAUGACAGGUAUGGAGAUGCAGGUGCAAGGUGGUAUGACAGGUAUGGGGAUGCAGGUGCAAGGUGGUAUGGUAAGUCAGUGUACGAUGGGCGAAGUAGGCAUGAUAAAUGAGGUUGGCAUGACAUCAACAAACAUCGACUCAACAACGAUAUCAACAAUGCCAACAAUUAUGGUUGAAUCUCAACAGAGUGUUACCGACCCUGGAUGUUCCAUGCAAGUGGUAGGCACAGUGGACCAGCAGCUAGACACAACCAUGCAAGUGGUAGGCACGGUGGACCAGCAGCUAGACACAACCAUGCAAGUGGUAGGCACGGUGGACCAGCAGCUAGACACAACCAUGCAAGUGGUAGGCACAGUGGACCAGCAGCUAGACACAUCAGUUACCAUGAGCGUCGUGAGUACCGUACCUGAUUCAACAAUGGAUCCCUCAGCUUGCGUUUAUCCCGUUUCCCCAGGGCCUAUUGCUGUAAGCCCCGCGCCACCCUCGGGUGGCUAUCCACUUUCCCCCUCUGGUCCAGGUUACACCAUGGAAACAAUCGGUGUUAUUCCUGGCGAAUGUGCAAUGUGUGUAUCAAAAUCUAAUGAAAUUCAAGAACUGGAAACGAAAAUAGAUACAAUAAAGGAUAACUUUGAAAUUGAACGCACUGAGGUGGAAACUCGCUACAUUAAACAAAUGAAAGAUAUUGAAGUACGUUGUCAACAAGAAAAAGAUGAAAUUCGUUCUGACGCCUUAAAAGAAGAAGAUAAUUAUGAAAGAAAACUGAAAGAAGAACGAUCCAGGCUUAGUGAACUUCAGUUGAAGUAUAAUAUGCUUCAGGCUGAGGCGGACAAUAAUGAAAAGUCUGGCAAAAGACAGGAAGACGAAAUUGAUGAAUUGGAAGAUAAAUUGAGAAAGACCAAGAACGAACGGGACCAAUUUGAUGAAAUGAAUCGAAGAUUGAAAAUGGAACUACAGCGGGCUCAGCAACAGACAUACUCUGAGCGAAGUUUAAUCAAACAACUACAAGAUAAGCUUUCUCAGAUUGAGAAUACCGAGAGGGAAUGGGUAACGAAGUACAAUCGAGAAAAGGAGAAAAUCACUGAACAUUCAGAGAAGAUCACAAUUAUUGAAAAUACUGUGACAAGUCUCGAGAACCAGAACAGAGAUUAUAUUGUUGAAAUUGAGCGUUUGAAUACGAGCCUCAAAAAAGAAAAAGAUGAAUGUAAUAACCUCCGCGCCAUGUUGGGAGAAGAAUCCAAAGAUGACGAAAAGCAGAACAAACUUAUUCUAGAACUUCAACGAAAAUUGAAAGACCUUCACGACUCAACUGAAGAUUUAGAAAACCAAUUGCGAAUUGAAAAAGAUAAAGUGAACAAACUGAACUCGGACAUUUCCCUACUUUCAACCGAGAAAACGAAAUUCCAGAAACUUUCAAAAGGCUUACGCGAAGAUGUGGACGAUAUAACAAGUAAAUAUACACGAGAGAAGAAUGAAGUUGAGAGAUUGGGAGAAGAACUUGCAAGACUCCGACGUGAACAUACUGAUUCUACGAAUGCGAUGAAUAUGGAAUCCGUAGUUAAUAGUUUUGAGGAAAAGAUUCGACGUCUGACAGCAGAGUGCGAUAGUUUUGAGGAAAAAUAUAAAUAUGAGAAACGCGAGAAGGUGGAAUUUGAGGAUAAGUUUCAUCGUGUGAAAAAUGAGGUCACCGACAUACAAGAGAAAUACCGUCGUGUAGACGCAGAGAGAGAUACUUACAUUCGGAAAUGUCGCGAAAUCACGGAAAAUUACGAACAAAAGAUUCGAAUGUUACAACAACAAAUAUCAGAACUUCGUACUCAAUCCUCACAAAGACAACCCACGCAACAGCCUGUUACGGUUCCCCAACCCGCCAUCGUUUCCUAUCCGACUGCGCCUUGUUACAUUGAUACAAUGAAUGAAUUGGGAAUCAGCAUUGAAAGAUAUAAUGAAAUGAAACACCAGAGAGACUCCAUUGAGCAAAGAUACAAUGCUUUGGUCGAUCUUCUUGCAAAGUAUGAAGAUGAGGUCCAGAAACUCGAAAAAGAAAACAAAGACUUCCGUUUGAAUGUCACAGAUGUUGACUACACUUCCAUCAAUAUCACAAAACAAGAAAGCAACGCGUCAUAUUCGUACGUUGAGUACAGACGAAUUGUUGAUGAAAAGGACUACUUUGAAGGUCGUUACAAGAAAGAAAAAGCUGAACGCGAGAAUGCAGAGAAGAAGCUCCGAGAUUUGAGAAAUGCUAAGGAGGAUCUUGAAGAUAAACUGAACGAUAUCGCUCGAGUCAUCACGAAAUACGAGCAAGAUACGAGAGCGUUCAAAAACGAGAAUGAUCAGCUCCGGCGGCAAAUUCAAGAUCUUUUGACGAAUGGAAAUUUCCAAAAGAAUAUCUCGGUCGAGUAUAACGUCACAAAGAGACAAAGAAGUGACUCGAAUAAAUCGCUGGAUAAAUAUAAGAAUGAGAUUGAUGAACUUCAUCGUGAGAAUGAAGAGUUCAAACAGUUGCUUGAUUCGUUGGACAACAAAGAUGGACGAGGAGGUGACAAAGACGAUGGAAAGAAUAACACAGGGAAAGUUCGUGCUCUAGAAGGCGAGGUGAAUAGUUUACAGACUAUUAUUACAGAACUUGAGAAGACCAUCGCGUAUCAAAACAAAACUGCUGAAGAUGCUAAGCUUCAAUUGGAGGACGAAAAAUGGAGAUUGAGGGAACACGUACAGAAACUUGAGGAUAAGGUAAAAGAUCAAGUGCGUAUGAUCGAUGAUUACGAUCGUAAGAUUGCAGAUCUUCGUAAUAAAUUCACGAAUGAAGUGAGCAAUCUUGGCGAGAAGCUUGUAAAUGAAGUGGACAGAAAUAUGAAACUUGAAGAACAUAUCAAACAACUUCAGAAACACUUGGAUGAUUUAGACGGUGAAAGGCGGGAGAUUUUGACCAAGUAUGACGCUGUGACUGUCAAUGAACAAGAGUUUGUCAGAGAUAUGGAGGACCUGGAGGAUAGAUACAAGGUGGACAUCACGGAACUUCAGAGUCGUCUUAACCAGGAAAUGAACGAGAAGUCGAACCUGAAUCGUGAUAUUCAAAAUCUUCUCGAUGAGCUUGAUAAUUUACGAGCCCGCGAAAAUGCAAUCGAAACACAAUUUAUCAGAGAACGAGACGAGAUCAAAGGUCAUUAUGAGUUUGAAAAGAUCGAUCUUCUUCGUCAGUAUCACGAGGAAAACACGCGUAUCAAGGGUCAGUUGGAUGAUGAAAAGAGACGUCGUAAACAACUCGAGGAUGAAAUUGAAAUAUUGAGGAGAAAGCUCGCUGCUCAAGGUAUUACAGCUCAUGUGGACAGCGGUAGUGCAGGACGUGGAGACAUGAACAUCUCUCUGGGUGAUGACAACAGACGUCGUGAUUAUCUCGAAGAAGAAAACAAGAAACUACUAUAUCAAAUGAACCUCUUGCUCUCCAAGAAGGACGGCGGCGGCGGCGGCGAUGAUGUACGAGAUACUGGCAGUCGUACGUCGGAUAGUUCCGAUGAUAUCACGAGACUGAGACGAAAGCUGGCGGUUGUCGAGGAGGAGAGAGAUAAAUUCGAACGAAUGAAGAAAGAUUUAGAGUAUGAAAUGGAUAGAUACAAAUCCAAGUGUGAUACUCUCCAAACUGAAAUUGAAAGACUUCGUGAAAUGGAGCGUAAAACUCGAGAUCUCACUGAUGAAGUGCGGUCGUUAAAGUCGAUAAACGACGAAAUGAACCGAAAACAACGCGACCUCAUGUCGGAAAACGACAACCUGAAUCGUACAUGUCAGGAUCUAGAGCGAGAUAAUCGCAAACUGCAAAUGGAAAUUGAUCAUUUAACCAUGCAGCUCAAGAAGAGUGGUGGAAACGUUGGCACAACAAAUAUCAGAGAUGAGACAACGGUCGUCAACACUGGCGGUCGCAGUGAUCAUGAAAUGUUAAGAAUGAAACAAGAAUUUGAUAACAGACUUAAGGAACAAGUAGACGCCAACCGACAGUUGGAGAAAAAUGUCCGUGAUUUACAACGAGAAAUGGACGGAAUGCACGACAGUCGAUCUUUGAUACAAUCCAACUUUAAUCAACAGAAGGAAUUCCUGAUGCAGCAAAUCGCAUCUGGCUCUGUGAGAGGUGAUGUUGAUAGAGAAACCAGCCGUAACAACGAGGAAUGGAAGAGACGAAUCGAAGAUUCCGAGCGACGCUUCAAGAGCGAGUUAGACCGGUUAGAAAAUGAGAAGAAAGACCAGUGUGACCGGUUGAAGAGAGAAAAAGAUCAAAUGGCUGAGAGAUAUAGUCGUGAGAAAGAAGAAAUGAGACGAAAGAUUUUUGAUAUUGAAGAACAAAUGAGACGCAAGGAAUCAUCAUGGCAGUCUUCUGUUCCCGCACCAGUCCAGCCCGUCUCCUACCCGUCCCCAGUUUCUCACGGUCGUGAUGAUAUCCAGAGUAUCAUACGAGAGAAGGACUCCUAUAUCGAACAACUGAAAACAGAGAAAUACGAAUCAGUGAGGAACUUCGAGCGGGAAAAGAAUAGAAUGGUGAUGGACUUCGACAUGGAAAGAAAUAAAGGAAAGAAAACAGUAGAUGAGCUGGAAGAUGCUCUAAGAACGUUGAGGAAACAGAAAGCUGAAUUGGAGGAGAAGGUAACAUAUGAAAUGGUACGGGACAUGGAAAUGAAACACACGCGGGAGAAAGAUCGUUUGGAGAAUGAAUUCAACGAAGAAAAGCGUCAGCUAAAGAAGAACUUGGACAGGGACAUGGAAGCGAGGCGGGAAGAUAUGAAGCGAGAAUGUGAGAUCAAGUACACUAAAACUAUUAACGACCUGGAACGAGAGAAAGCGAGGUUGCUUGGCCGUCUUGAGCGUGAACGAGGAGAGUUAAGCACAUUUGGCAGUCAGAUAAACCAGACAAGCACAACUUUCGAGGAAUCCAACACGACACUUGUCUCUUCAAAAUACGAGGCUGAAAACCGCGAGUUGCAGCGUCGCUUGAAGGAGCAAGCACAGAACUUCGAACUGGAAAAACAGGAAUUACUAAAACGCUGCGAACAAGAAAAACGAGUUAUCGAAGCACGCCUUGUACACGAAAAGAAAGUUCUAGAGAUCUCCGUCCAAGCAAUGACGCGGGAAAUCGCAAAACUCAAACACGAACGAAACGAAAUUCGCAAAAACUACAAAGCUGAGAUUGACAAACUUCGAACACAACUCGGACACGGAGGAUUCGCAGCCACGCGUGAAAGUAACACCACGAAUAUCACGCGUGAAGUCCACACAAGUAACACGAGCAGUAACACAAGUAUUUCAGUGAUGGCCAUCGAAGAACGGCACACGUUUGAGAAGACCAUCGAUGAGUUGAACGAAAAGGUGCGUGACCAUGAAACCACGGUACAGAAACUGGAGAGAAAUCACACUGAGGAAAUACGGUUCAUGGUGAAGAACUUUGAGAACGAAAAAUCAGAUUUGGAGAAUUCUUGGAUGUUGGAGAAAGGACGAAUUCAAGCGAGCAUUGAAACUAGCUAUGAACAGAAAUUGAUGGAUGAGAAAAAGAAAUUUGAGGUAACAAUGACAGCAUUACGUCGGGAAGUGAACUGUCUACAAGAUCAAAGACGUCUUCUUCAGAUGAAGAUCACCAGUAAUUCAGCCUUCGUUGGCGAUAAAGAUGCUUUCGACCGCGGCAUCAGUGACUACAAGCGAGAUGUUUUGGAAAAACUUCAACGAGAAUAUGGUGAGAGAAUUGAACGAGAGCGAAGGCCUCUUGAAGACACGAUUAAAGAAUUGAGAAGAGAAGUUGAUGACCUUCGUCGGGAGAGGAAUGAGAUUCGUUCUACCUUCAGGCAGGAAAAGGUAAAGUUACAAGAGGAGUUCGACCGGGAACGUGAUAGACUGACACGAGAGAGACACGAAAUAAGGAUCACUGGUGGUGUUGGCGGUUUGGGAGGGAUCUCUGGUGGCGUUGGCGGUUUGGGAGGGAUCGCUGGUGGUGUUGGUUUAGGAGGAGUGGCAGGAGCCAUCUUGGGUGCUAGUGGCGCUGGGGGUAGAUUGGGACCUAUUGACGGCGAUAAGGUACCUAAGGACAAAGAUGACCCAUUAAGUCAAAUCGAAAAAUCUUUUCAAGAGACAAACGUGAAGAGAAUAGAAGCUGAAAACGUGUCUCUUAAAGAAGAAAACACUCGACUUGUUAAUGAUAACCGUAGUUUGAAUGCAAAAUUGGAAGCUUUAGAAAUACGUAACAAACACUUGGCCUUGGCUGUAAAUAAGAAGGACAGACCACGCAGAGGUUAUGGCAGUCGAAGUCCAACACGACCUAGCGCUCUUGAUGGUCUGGUACCAAGUGGCGGAUCUCAGACCACAGGAUCGUCACCUGGCCGCCGUUAUCCAGGAGCCGCCAACAUUACUGGUCAGCGUUAUCCUGCCGGUGGAACGUCCCCCUUGCGUGGAGGCUAUUCACCCGGUGGUCGAUACCCGGGCGGUCUCGGAGGAGUGUCAACAUCCCCCGUGGCAGGUUCGUAUCCAGGAAGUGCAGGACCGUAUGGUGUCGGUUCACCAGGUUCGGGACAUCCAGGACCCCUGGGGACUCGUGGUGGAGUUACUUCAUCUCCGACCGGUGGAAAGUAUCCCCUCGGCGGCCCAUAUGGAGGUUCUUCUCCAGGAACAGGAGUUAUUCCUGGACAAGCUGGAUCUCCUUCAUCAGGUGUACCUGGACGGUUAUCCUCGCCAAGUGGAAGCACGCCCUACAACCGACCAACUGGCAUUACAGCUCGUCCUGGAGGAAAUGCGCCGGGAUCUGGAUUCCCGUCAGGUAGAGAUCCCUCUCCAGGAAGUCGUCCUGGCGGAGCUGGCGGUGUUCCCUCUGGGGCUUUGUCACCUAGACCAGGAGCCCGGGGGUUUUCAGGGCGCGAUCCUUCCCCAGGAUACCCUGGUGGUCGACCAACCCUAACUACGAUAUACGACACCUCACCGACAAGACAUCAGUCAGAACGACCGGUCGGCAGCGUAGAUACCAGAGAAAUCUCAGUUCGAAACACUUCACUUCAUCAACGAAGUUUGUCGGCUGAGUACCUACUCGGGCGUGGCACUGACGUGUCCUACCGAUCACGCCCUCUCGGUGCCAGUCUCCACGGAAGGCUCGGUCCAGGCCUUGGUGGAUACACUGACGUCACAAAUAUUCGACGUUCAUACGGCAUCGGUCGAGCGCCUAUCCCAUUUGGCCUUGGUAACGCUGGGUAUAUAGGAGACGGACAAUAUGCCCCAGGAGGAUAUGAUGGGUACAUUGAUGACACUGGUCUAGGAGUAGAUGCAAACUAUGGGGGAGGUGGAUGUGGUAUCCACGGAUAUCCACCAGCGAUCAACGUCGAUCAUCAUCACACAUGCUCGGGCGGCCAGCAAACCGAUGGACAGCAGAUUCAGUGCGGAGGACAACAAGUCCAGACAACUGGUCAACAGGCACAAUGUGGAGGACUGCAGGCUCAGGAUGGUGGUCAGCAAUCGCAAUGUGGUGCAGUGCAGGGUCAAGUCGAUGGCCAAGUUCAAGUAUCAGUUUCGCCCACUGGAUGUGCGAUUGGUCAACCAGCGGCUACACAAGGUACCAUUGAUCUAAAUCAAGUUGGGCAAACAGCUGUAAUCUCGCCAACUUCUGAAGGUAAAGAUACUUCUAGUUCAACCAGCAGCGACUCGGAGAAAGAAUAAAUGAAAGGUCGAUAUUUACUUUAAACAUUUUUAUUAAGAAAUAAAUAAGGAAUUAUCCUAAAGCUGAUCACAAAGCAUAAACUUUAAUCUAUAAUUACCUAAAUAUAUAAGAUUUAAAUUAAUAAAAUAAAAGCAAACCUUCCAGUUUUUUUUUAAUUGACAUUUAAAUGUACCCAAAUAUUUUGUCUACUAAUAUAAUAGUGUAAUCAAACAGUAUCAUCCAAACAAGUAAUUAAAUUAUGUAUCAAAUUAGUUUUAACUUUGUGAAUAAUUAUUCAUGAAAUAAUAAUUUUUUUUUACAUAUAUUUUGCACUGUAUUGCACUAUUUUGUCAAAACCGCACGAAAUAUUAUAUUUCACAAUUCACCAUCGCACAAAUCGCUCAGCACGAAAUGCACAGCAUGAAACGCACAACACGAUACGCACAGCACGAAAUGCACAACAGCACUGUAACUACAUUCUUUUUCUAAAGAGGCACAGUAUUAUAUUUGCUUUAGUGCCGUAUACAUACUAAAUGUCAAAGGUCAUUGUUGUAAAUUAAUAUAAAAGCAAUAAAACUCUU
Messenger RNA from Dendronephthya gigantea, 26234 nucleotides. Its product is annotated as extracellular matrix-binding protein EbhA-like. The record is from RefSeq and is a predicted model, not a curated record. The transcript is spliced from 36 exons. Lineage: Eukaryota; Metazoa; Cnidaria; Anthozoa; Malacalcyonacea; Nephtheidae. Bases 681 to 25673 code for a protein of 8330 amino acids.